AUCGAAAAAGAAUAAUAAAAUUAUCAAUCAUGUCAACGAGACUAACAUUUGCGAGAUGCAGACAAUUACGAUGGUUCUCGACAAAGCCAAGGAUGGAAAUCUUGGAUUCUGUAAAUGAUCAAAUAUUAAAUAACGAAUUGAAACACAGGGAACAUCCAGGUAUAAUUAAGCCCAGAACAGUAGAACAACCCCCAUGGCUAUAUAAAACAAUUCAAAUAAUUUUGCAAGACAAAGGUAUAUCAUCAGUAGCAAUUGGAGAAAGUGGACAAAAACUAAUUGCACAUCUACAUGGUCGACGAAUGCCACCAGAAAGGAGAGACAUGCAGUUAAAAUUGAAAGAAAUUUGUUCACGUACAGUUAAUUAUGAUGCAUACACAAGUCUGUCAUAUUUAAUUAGCAGAAGUGUACCAGAGUAUAGUGUUUUGUACAAACUUUUUAAUGAAAUUAAAACCAGAGAUGAUAAUUUUAUACCCAAAACACUGUUUGAUUUUGGUUCUGGAGUUGGAACAGUUAUAUGGGCAGCAUCUCAGUUUUGGACCAAAUCCAUUAAGGAAUAUUAUUGUGUUGAUGCUUCUCCAGAUAUGAAUGAUCUCUCUGAAUAUCUCCUAAAAAGAUCAAAUACUAGAAUCAACAUUUCUGACGUUUUCUACAAACAAUUUUUACCUGUAUCUGCAAAUCGAACUUAUGAUAUUGUAGUGAGCGCAUAUUCUUUGUUGGAAUUACCGAACCAAAUAUCUCGGCUCGAGGUGAUCGGGAGACUUUGGCGAAUAACGGAACGAUACCUAGUUAUUGUAGAACAAGGAACAAAAUGUGGAUUUGAUAUAAUCAAUGAAGCUCGGGAAUUUAUACUUAUGUAUAACAAGAUCAAGGGGCAUGUAUUCUCACCUUGUCCGCACGACUUAAGCUGUCCCAGACACACUACAGACGAUACUCCUUGUAAUUUUGAACUGAGCUAUUUGACGUUACCAAUCCCUCAGAAGUCUCAAUACAAAUCUGAACGGUAUUCAUAUGUGAUACUUAAAAAAGGCGAACGACCAGAAGAUGAUUGUAAAUGGCCACGAAUUGUUAGGGAAGUGUUGAAACGUUCCAGGCACGCUAUAUGCCGUACGUGUACAGCUUCUGGGGAAUUGCAAGAACAUAUUUUUACUACUGCUAAACAUGGAAAGAAUACGUACCGUUGUGCACGGUCUAGUAGAUGGGGAGAUCGUUUACCUUUUGUGCCAAAGAAAACAGAUGACAUUGUCGAGGAAAAAAUAACAGCUGAAAUUACCGAAAAUGAAAGAACAGAUGAAAUUAGGGAAGAAGAGACAACAGAUGAAAUUACUAAAGAACCUAAAUAA
Dufourea novaeangliae is the source of this 1340-nucleotide messenger RNA. RefSeq names its product methyltransferase-like protein 17, mitochondrial. The transcript is spliced from 9 exons. Gene Ontology annotation, molecular function: methyltransferase activity; structural constituent of ribosome. Lineage: Eukaryota; Metazoa; Arthropoda; Insecta; Hymenoptera; Halictidae. Gene Ontology annotation, cellular component: mitochondrial small ribosomal subunit. Bases 30 to 1340 code for a protein of 436 amino acids. The record is from RefSeq and is a predicted model, not a curated record. Gene Ontology annotation, biological process: translation.